CUCUCCCCGGGGGCAGCCGCCCGCCGUCCCCACCCUCGGUGCGCCGGGUUCGGGUGCCGAAGGCAGCGUUUUGGCCGAGAGCCGGUUCUUGGAUGCCGAAAGCUGGGCUCCCGCAGCGCGGGUGCCGAAGCGGCGAUGGGUGUCCCCGGAGUGUGGCUUGGGGUGGCCCUGGCGUUGGCGGCAUUUGCAGCAUCGCCUCCUGGUUCCGAAGGUGCUUGUGUCUAUGAGGGCUCCUUGUUGGCGGAUGCCACAGUUUGGAAGCCCGAUUCGUGCCAGAACUGCCGUUGCCAUGGUGACAUCGCCAUCUGCAAACCUGCUGUUUGCGAAAACCCUCGGUGUGCCUUUGAGAAGGGGGAAGUGCUUCGAAUAGCCGCCAACCAGUGCUGCCCCGCGUGUGUCUCCAGGAUGCCUGGAUCCUGCCACCAUGAGCAGAAAAUCCAUGAGCACGGAACCGAGUGGGCGUCUCCCCCGUGCAGCGUGUGCUCCUGCGCCCACGGGGAGGUCCGCUGCGCCCCCGGGCCGUGCCCCCCGCUGUCGUGUGGACCCCGGGAGCUGGCCUUCAUCCCCGAAGGGAGCUGCUGCCCCAUCUGCGUGGGGCCUGGGGAGCCCUGUUCCUACGAAGGCCGUGUGUUUCAGGACGGGGAAGACUGGCAGCUGAGCCCGUGCGCCAAGUGUGUGUGCAGAGAUGGGGUUGCCCAGUGCUUCACGGCCCAGUGCCAGCCUCUGUUCUGCGACCAGGAUGAAACUGUCGUCCGCCUGCCGGGAAGAUGUUGCCCACAGUGCUCGGCGCGACUCUGCUCCGCGGCUGGCCAGGUGCACGAGCACGGCGAGCAGUGGAGUGAAGACGCCUGCACCACGUGCGUGUGUGACCGGGGCCAGGCCAGGUGCCACCGACAGGCCUGCCCUCCGCUGAGCUGCGGACAGGGCCAGAGCCGGGCUCGGCGCCCCGGGCACUGCUGCGAGGAGUGUGUGUCAUCCGCCGGAAGCUGCUCGCACCAGGGGGUCGUGCGGUACCAGGACGAAGUGUGGACAGUCCUGGCCUGUGAGUUCUGCACGUGUGACCGCGGCCGCGUGACCUGCCAGCAUGCGGAGUGUGCUGCAGUGGCGUGUGCGCAGGGUGAAGAAUUAAUUCACUUAGAUGGGAAGUGCUGUCCUGAAUGCAUUUCAAGGAAUGGCUAUUGUGUUUAUGAAGAAAAUGGAGACUUGAUGCCCUCAAAUGCUAGUGCAGUUAAACGGAUUCCAGAGGGAGAGAAGUGGGAGGACGGCCCUUGCAGGGUGUGUGAGUGCCGGGCCGCUCAGGUGACCUGCUACGAGCCUUCCUGCCCACCGUGUCCGGUGGCCACACUGGCCGUGGAGGUGAAGGGACGGUGCUGUCCUCACUGCACAGCAGUUCGUUGCCACCCGGACUGCUUGACCUGCUCUCACGCUCCAGACCACUGUGACCUCUGCCGGGACCCCGCGAAGCUGCGGCAGAAGGGGCGGUGUGUGCACAGCUGUGGGCCGGGAUUCUACCAGGCGGGCAGCCUGUGUUUAGCCUGCCAGCCGCAGUGCGCCACCUGUGCCAGUGCGCUGGGGUGCUCGUCCUGCCGGCCUCCCCUGCUGUUGCAGCACGGCCAGUGUGUGCCCGCCUGCGGGGACGGCUUCUACCGCGACCGCCACACCUGCGCAGGUUGCCACGAGUCCUGUGCAGCCUGCAGGGGCCCGACGGAGCGGCACUGCUCGGCCUGCAGGGACCCCCAGCGCGUGCUGCGGGACGGCGUGUGUGCCAGCGGCUGCGGUGAAGGCGCCUACAGCAGGCAGGACAUCUGCAGCGCUUGCCACCCCUCCUGCAAGAGCUGCGGCCCCAGCAGCCCCAGGUGUCUGACCUGCCCCGAGGGGACCGUCUUGCACAACGGGACGUGCGUCUCCGAAUGCCCCGGUGGGUUCUACGCGGACGCGGAGGGCAGGUGCAGAGGCUGCCAUGACUCGUGUGCCGGCUGCUCCGGGCCCAGCGCUGUGCAGUGCACGGCCUGUGCCGCCCCCCGCGCCCUGCGCCAGGGCCGCUGCCCGCCCCGCUGCGGAGACGGCUUCUACCCUGACCGCGGGAUCUGCAGAGCGUGUCACUCCUCCUGCCUGGCGUGCGUGGGUCCGGAGCCCUCGCACUGCACGGGGUGCAGGAAGCCGGAGGACGGGCUGCAGGUCGAGCAGCUGUCCGUGGCCGGGGCUCCCUCUGGAGUGUGUCUCUCUCAGUGCAGAGCCCAGUUUUACCUGGAGAGCUCCGGGCUCUGUGCAGCGUGCCACCAGUCCUGUCUCCGGUGUGCGGGGAAGAGUCCCCACAACUGCACGGCCUGCCAGCCUCCCCGCGUGCUGCUGGGCGGGCGCUGCCUGUCCCGGUGCCCCGACGGCUACUUCAGCCAGGCAGGUGGCUGCACAGAAUGUCACCCAACCUGCAGGCAGUGCCACGGGCCGCUGGCAUCCGACUGCGUCUCCUGUCACCCCCGUGCCUCUCUCAGCGGUGGGAGCUGCCGGACCAGCUGCCGGGAAGAGCAGUUGCUCAACCUCGCAGGGGACUGUGCUGACUGCCACCCUCUGUGCCGGCGCUGUGCCGCCGACCUCCACAGCACCGGGAGCGUCUGCCUGCAGUGCCAGAGUGCCCGCCACCUGCUGCUUGGGGACCACUGUGUCCCUGCCUGUCCAUCAGGAUACUACGCAGAGAGCGGAGCUUGCAAAAGAUGCCACUCCUCCUGCAGAACCUGCCGGGCAGGAGGACCGUUCUCCUGCUCCUCCUGUGACGCUGGCCUCCUGCUGUCCCACCUCGGCACCUGCAGCGCCACCUGCUUCCCUGGGCACUAUCCUGAUGACAGCCAUGUUUGCCAGCCGUGCGACGCCCACUGUCGGAGCUGCGACUCGCAGGCCGGCUGCACCUCCUGCCGAGACCCCGGCAAGGUCCUGCUCUUCGGGGAAUGCCGGUCCGAGGGCUGCGCCCCGCAGUACUACCUCGACUUGUCCACCAACACGUGCAAAGAGUGCGACUGGAGCUGCGACAGGUGCGCCGGGCCCCUGCGGACCGACUGCCUGCAGUGCAUGGACGGCUACGCGCUCCAGGACGGGGCCUGUGUGGAGCAGUGCUCGCCCUCGUUCUACCGGGACGGGGGUCUCUGUACGAGCUGCGGAAGCCACUGUCUGCAGUGCCAGGGUCCCCACGAGUGCACCCGCUGCGAGGGGCCCUUUCUCCUCCUGGAAGCCCGGUGUGUGCAGGACUGUGGGGCGGGCUACUUCACAGACCACGAGAAGCACGAAUGCACAGCCUGCCCUCGGGGGUGCUUGCAGUGCAGCCGCGGGGACCGGUGUCACCUCUGUGACCGCGGGUUCCUGCUGCAGAGCGGCCUCUGCGUUUCCAGCUGCCUCCCUGGCCUCUCUGCCCACCCCGCUAACGAAUCGUGUGCCGGCAAAACACACCCCCCCAGGCUUCAUGUGAACGGUUCCCUGACGCUGCCCAUCGGCUCGGUGAAGCCGCUGGACUUUUUCCUCCUGAACGUCCAAGGCCGGGGGGGCAGCGUGGACGACCUCCUGUUCCACGUGGUGAGCACCCCCACCAACGGGCAGCUGGUGCUGGCGAGGAACGGCAGGGAGGUUCAGCUGGGCAGGGCCGGCCGUUUCAGCUGGAGAGAUGUGAACGAGAAGAAAGUGCGUUUUGUGCACAGCAAGGAAAAACUCAGGAAAGGUUACUUUUCCCUGAAAAUUAGCGACCAGCAGUUCUCCUCUGAGCCGCAGCCGAUCAACGUACAAGCGUUCUCAACACAGGCCCCCUAUGUGCUGAGAAAUGAGGUUCUGCACGUUGGCAGAGGAGAGACGGGAACCAUCACCACCCAGCUGCUUGACAUCCGGGACGAUGACAACCCACAGGACGUGGCCGUCCACGUGCUCGACCCGCCACGUCACGGCCAGUUGCUGCGAACCCGUCGGUCCCCGGCAGCCCCUGUGUCCCAGUUCCAGCUGGAAGAGCUGUCCAGGGGCCUCCUCCGCUACGCUCACGACGGCUCAGACGGCACAGCCGACACCGCGGUCCUGCAGGCCAGCGACGGACACUCCUUCCGGAACAUACUGUUGCGCGUGAGGACCGUGCCCGAGAAUGACAGAGGUCUCCGGCUUGUGGCGAACUCCAUGGUGUGGGUUCCGGAAGGGGGGAUGCUGCAGAUCACCGACAGAAUCUUACAGGCCGAAGCCCCCGGGGCCAGCGCUGAGGAUAUUGUCUACAAGAUUACACAAGACCACCCCAAGUUUGGGGAGCUGGUCCUUCUGGGGAACCCGCCUGCGGACGGCCCCGCGGACGAGGGCCAGCACCUGUCUGACGGGAGGACGGCCACCCCCGUCAGCACCUUCACCCAGCGGGACGUCGACCAGGGCGCUGUCUGGUACCGGCACUCGGGGGCCCCCACCCAGAGCGAUUCCUUCCGCUUCCAGGUGUCCAGCGCCACGGACGCCCAGAGCCACCUGGAGAGCCGGGUGUUCAACGUCGCCAUCUUGCCGCAGACGCCGGAAGCCCCCGAACUCUUUCCGGAAUCGUCUCUGCACAUGACUGCUCGAGAAGACGGCCUGACUGUCAUUCAGCCUCGUUCCCUCUCCUUUGUGAACUCCGAGAGGCCGAGUGGGAAGAUCACAUACAAUAUCACUGUACCUCUGCGCCCAGGUCAAGGGACCAUCGAGCGCAGGGACCAGCCUCACUCUCCCAUCCGGCAUUUCACGCAGGAGGAUGUGAACCAGGGCAAGAUCGUGUACCGCCCGCCGCCUGCUGCCCCCCACCUGCAGGAGCUCAUGGCCUUCUCCUUCGCGGGUCUCCCAGAAUCAGUGAAAUUCCACUUCACAGUUUCAGACGGAGCGCACACCAGUCCAGAGACGGCCCUCACCAUCCACCUACUUCCCGCCGAUCGGCGCCUGCCGACGUUCCGAGUCACAGCCCCGCUGCUCGAGGUCAGCCCGGGAGGCAGCACUCCUCUAGGACUUCAGCUGGUCGGGAGAGAUGCCGAGAUAGCACUCGAAGAUCUCUUCUUUGAGCUCCGGCGACCGCCCCAGCACGGCGUGCUGCCGAAGUCCCCAGCCGAGUUCCAAAGGCCCAUGGCUGCAGGUGACGCUUUCACCUACGAGGACGUGGAGAAAGGCGCUCUGCAGUACUUGCACGACGGCUCCCCUGCCCGGGAGGACAGCCUGGGGAUCUCCGUCAGGGACGGCGUCACGGUGACGGCGGUGGACGUGCGGGUGCGGGUGUCGCCGUCGGAGGGCCGGGGGCCUCGGCCGGCUGCGGGUUCCCCUCUGAGCAUGACCGUCGCCGGUAAAAGCACAGGCACGAUCACCAGGUCCCACCUUGCCUACGAGGACGAUUCUUCCCCCGACGCGGAGAUCUGGAUUCGGUUGAGUUCUCUGCCGACGUACGGCACUCUCCUGAGAACCUCAGGACCUGAGGUGGAAGAACUCACAGAGCUUUCAAAUUUCACGAUGGAAGACAUCAACAACGAGAAAAUUAGAUACUCGGCCGGGUUUGAAGUGGAGGGUCCUCUGAUCACUGACAGCUUCUACUUCUCUGUCUCCGACGGGGACCACAACCACCUGGACAAUCAGAUGUUUACCAUCGUCAUUACUCCUGCUGAAAAUCCACCUCCAGUGCUCGCUUUCGCUGACCUUAUCACGGUGGAGGAGGGAGGGCGAGCCCCGCUCUCGUUCCACCAUUUCUUUGCCACCGAGGACCACGACAACCUGCAGGGAGACGCCGUGAUCACACUGAGUGUCCUGCCCAGAUACGGCUGCAUCGAGAACACGGGGACAGGUGAUCGUUUUGGCCCUGAAACUGCCAGUGACCGGGAGGCGUCAUUCCCUGUUCAAGACGUCCUGGAAAACUACAUUUACUACUUCCAGAGUGUGCACGAAAGCGUCGAGCCGACGCAGGAUGUUUUUAGCUUCUACGUGAGUGACGGAGCCCGUCGUUCGGAAAUUCACAGCAUCAACAUCACCAUUGAGAGGAAGAACGAUGAGCCUCCCCAGGUGACCCUGCGGCCCCUCAGGGUGCAGCUGCGCCGGGGCGUGGUGAUCGGUGCCGCCUCCCUGAGUCUACAGGACCUGGACACGCCGGACGAUGAGCUGGUUUUUGUGCUGACGAAGAUUCCCGACCACGGUGAUCUCAUCCGCAGGCAAAGUGCCUCUGAGCCGCUGGAGAACGGGACUGUCUUAGCCCAGGGCUCCUCCUUCACCUACCAGGACGUCCUGGCAGGGCUGGUCGGGUACAGGCCGGGUGACCCUGGCGCGGGAGAGGACGAGUUCCGGUUCUCGCUCACCGACGGCCUCCACGUGGACGCGGGGAGGAUGGAGAUCCACGUAGACCUGCCGGCCGGCGGCUCGCCCUCCGUGGCCGUGAACCGAGGCCUGCGGCUCCCAGCAGGCUCCUCGGCUCCCAUCACGGAGCAGCACCUGCGGGUGACAGGCGCUGGCUCCGGCGACCGUGAGGUUGUGUACGUCGUGAAGGAGGAUCCCGGGGCAGGGCGCCUGCAGGUGGCUAAGCGUGACGGCCCACGGCAGAUCUCUGUGCGAGGCCCCGUGCGAAGUUUCACCCAGACGGACAUUCGCCAAGGGCAGGUAGAAUACAGUCACAGAACAGGAGAGCCUGGCGGGAGCUUCGCUUUCAGAUUUGACGUGGUGGACGGAGAAGGCAACAGGCUGGCUGACCAGUCGUUUGCCAUCAGCGUCGUGGAAGACAAAUCCCCACCAGUCAUCGUCACCAACAAAGGGCUGGUCUUGGACGAAAACUCGGUGGGGAAAAUCACCACCUUGCAGCUGUCUGCCGCUGACCAGGACGGCGACCCUGCAGAGCUGACCUACAGCGUCACCCGCCAGCCCCAGCUGGGCCACCUGGAACUCACAGCGUCCCCAGGCGUCCGGAUCAGCUCCUUCACCCAAGCCGACCUGGCCGCAGGGACCGUCCAGUACGUCCACUCCAGUGAGGCCGAGAAGCACGCGGACGCCUUCAGCUUCGCCCUGUCGGACGGGGCCCACGAGGUGACCCAGACGUUCCUCAUCACCCUCCGGCCCGUGGACGAUUCGCUGCCCGUGGUCCGGAGCUCGGGCAUGCGGGUGCAGGCGGGCGGGAGGAAGACCCUUACGGACUCUGAGCUCCAGGCGGUGGACGCAGACACGGAGGCCGCGUCCCUGACGUUCACCGUGGUGCAGCCCCCGAGGCACGGCGCCCUCGAGCGGACCACCGACGGGCAGCGCUUCCACCCGGCCCCCACCUUCAGCAUGGACGACAUCUCCCAGAACCGCGUCCGCUACAGCCACAGCGGCGGCAGCGCCCACGGCGACCGGUUCACCUUCACCGUCUCCGACGGGACCAACCCCCUCUUCACCGUCGAGGAAGGUGGGAGACAGGUGGUGACGACGGCGCCUCAGCCGUUCCGCAUAGACGUCCUCGCGGUGGAUGACGGCACUCCCAGGCUUGUCACCAACCUGGGCCUGCAGUGGCUGGAGUACGUGGAUGGCAAGGCAACCAACGUGAUCACCAGGAAGGAACUGCUGACCACGGACCCAGACACGGGGGACCCGCAGCUCGUCUACGAGAUCACGGCAGGCCCCGAGCACGGCCGCGUGGAGAACAGGCUGCAGCCCGGCCGAGCCGCGGCCACCUUCACCCAGGAGGACGUGAACCUGGGCCUGAUUCGCUACGUGCUGCACGAGGAGAAGAGCCGGGAGCUGACGGACAGUUUCCGGUUCCUGGUGAAGGACAGCAAACCCAACGUGGUCGGCGGCAACAUCUUCCACGUCCAGUGGUCCCUCAUCAGCUUCAAGCACGCCAGCUACAACGUCAGCGAGACGGCGGGGUCGGUCAGCGUCACCGUGCAGAGGACCGGGAACCUGCACCAGUACGCCAUCGUCCUGUGCCGCACCCAGCCGGGCACCGCCAGCCCCGGCUCCGGGGUCGGCCCCCAGCCCGGGCGGCAGGACUACGUGGAGUACGCCGGGCAGGUGCAGUUUGACGAGCGAGAGGACACCAAGUCCUGCACCAUCGUCAUCAACGACGACGACGUGUUUGAGAACGAGGAGAGCUUCGCGGUGGAGCUCAGCCUGCCGGCGUUCGCGCUGCUCGGGGAGCCCCCCCGGGCCAGGGUCGUCAUCAACGACGCUGAGGAUGAGCCCACCUUGGAGUUCGGCAGCAAGACCUACCGGGUCAGCGAGAGCGCCGGCGUCCUGUACGCGACCGUUGAAAGGAAAGGGGACGCGAGCAGCACAGUGUCUGCCGUUUGCUACACGGUCCCGAAGUCGGCCAUGGGGAGCAGCCUCUCUGCGCUGGAGUCGGGCUCUGACUUUAAAUCCAGAGGGCUGUCUGCCGAGAGCCGCGUCGUCCUCGGGCCCGGCGUCACCAGCUCCACCUGCGACGUCGUGCUCAUCGAUGACAGCGAGUACGAGGAGGAAGAGGAGUUCGAGAUUGCCCUGGCCCACGCGUCGGACAACGCCCGCAUCGGGAGGGUGGCGACGGCCACGGUGCUCGUCAGUGGCCCCAACGACGCCUGCACCGUGUCCCUGGGCAGCGCGGCCUUCACUGUCAGCGAGGACGCAGGCACAGUGAAGAUUCCGGUUCUCCGCCGCGGCCCCGACCUGUCCACAUUCACGUCCGUCUGGUGUGGGACGCGGCCCUCGGACCCCGCGUCGGCCACUCCGGGCGUGGACUACGUGCCCAGCUCCAGGAAGCUGGAGUUUGGGCCUGGGGUCACCGAGCAGGAUUGCACCUUGACGAUCCUGGACGACACGCAGUACCCGGUCAUUGAGGGGCUGGAGACGUUCGUGGUUUUCCUGAGCUCCGCCCACGGGGCCGAGCUGACCAAGCCCGUCCAAGCCGUCGUUGCCAUUAACGACACGUUCCAGGAUGUGCCCAGCAUGCAGUUUGCCAGGGGUCUGCUCCGCGCGGAGGAGAAGGAGGGUGUCCUGCACGUCCGUGUCACGCGGAGCGGGGACCUGAGCUACGCGUCGUCCGUGAGGUGCUACACGCAGAGCCUGUCUGCUCAGGGCUCGGAGGACUUUGAAGAGAGACCGAACGCAGACUCCUCUCGGAUCACGUUUCUGAAAGGGGAGAAGGUGAAGAACUGCACCGUCUACAUCCACGACGACUCCGUGUUCGAGCGGGAGGAGCAGUUCAGGCUCCGCCUGGGCCACCCGCUGGGCAGCCACUGGAGCGGGGCCCGAGUCGGGAAGAACGACAUGGCCACCGUGACCAUAGCCAACGGCGAAGACGCGCCCACCGUCGAAUUUGAAGAAGCUGCCUACCAAGUGCGGGAACCGGCAGGGCCGGAGGCGGUUGCGGUUCUGAGCGUCAAGGUGGUCCGCCGAGGGGACCAGGACAGGACGUCCAGGGUCCGCUGCAGCACCCGGGACGGGUCCGCCCAGUCCGGCCUGGACUAUUCCCCCAAGAGCCGGGUCUUGAAGUUCAGUCCCGGUGUGGAUCACGUCUUUUUUAAAGUCGAGAUCCUGUCCAACGAAGACCGGGAGUGGCACGAGUCUUUCUCACUGGUCCUCGGCCCAGAUGACCCGGUGGAGGCGGUUCUCGGGGACGUGACCACGGCGACCGUGACGAUUCUGGACCAGGAGGCGGCAGGGAGCCUCAUCCUGCCGGCACCGCCCGUGGUGGUGACGCUUGCCGACUAUGACCGCGUGGAAGAGGCCACCAAGGAAGGAGCCAGGAAGUCCCCGUCCCCCGGCUACCCGCUGGUCUGCGUCACCCCCUGCGACCCGCACUUCCCCAGGUUCGCGGUCACCCAGGGGCGCUGCCGCGAGGCCGGCAUCAACCAGACGUCUGUGCAGUUCAGCUGGGAGGUGGCCGCCCCCACCGACGGCAGCGGGGCCCGAUCUCCCUUUGAGACCGUCACCGACAGCACACCGUUCACCAGCGUCAGCCACAUGGUCCUGGACAGCAUCUACUUCAGCCGGAGGUUCCACGUGCGUUGCGUGGCAAAGGCCGUGGACAAGGUGGGCCACGUGGGGACCCCCUUAAGGAGCAACAUCGUCACCAUCGGCACAGACAGUGCCAUCUGCCACACCCCCGUGGUGGCUGGGACCUCCAGGGGCUUCCAGGCUCAGUCCUUCAUCGCGACCUUGAAGUACCUGGACGUCAAGCACAAGGAGCAUCCGAACAGAAUCCACAUUUCCGUGCAGAUCCCCCACCAGGACGGGAUGCUGCCCCUCGUGUCCACCCGGCCGCUGCACAACCUGCACUUCCUGCUGUCUGAGUCCAUCUACAGACACCAGCACGUCUGCUCCAACCUGGUCACCAGCCGCGACCCGGGGGCCGUCUCGGAGGCCGGGUUCCUGGACGACGUGGCCCACGACAGCAGCGCCCUGGGCCCCGGCUACGACCGUCCCUUCCAGUUUGACCCCAGCGUGCGGGAGCCGAAGACCCUGCGGCUGUACAAACACCUGAACCUGAAGAGCUGCGUGUGGACCUUCGACGCCUACUAUGACAUGACCGAGCUGAUCGACGUGUGCGGCGGCUCCGUGACCGCCGACUUCCAGGUGCGGGACUCCGCCCAGUCCUUCCUGACCGUGCAUGUGCCCCUGUAUGUGUCCUACGUCUACGUGACGGCCCCCCGGGGCUGGGCCUCCCUGGAGCACCACACGGAGAUGGAGUUUUCCUUCUUCUACGACACCGUGCUCUGGAGAACAGGGAUCCAGACGGACAGCGUGCUCUCUGCAAGGCUGCAGGUCAUAAGGAUCUACAUCCGGGAGGACGGCCGCCUGGUCAUCGAGUUCAAGACCCACGCUAAAUUCAGAGGACAGUUUGUCAUGGAGCACCACACGCUGCCCGGCGCGAGGUCCUCCCUUCUGACCCCGGACCACCUGGGAGGCAUCGAGUUUGAGCUGCAGCUGCUGUGGAGCGCGCAGACCUUCGACUCUCCGAACCAGCUCUGGAGGGCCACCAGCUCUUACAACAGGAAGGACUACUCGGGCGAGUACACCAUCUCCCUGGUCCCGUGCACGGUGCAGCCCACGCAGCCGUGGGUGGACCCCGGAGAGAAGCCUCUGGCCUGCACGGCACACGCCGCGGAGAGAUUCCUGAUCCCCAUCGCGUUCCAGCAGACCAACCGCCCCGUGCCGGUCGUGUACUCGCUCAACACUGAAUUUCAGCUCUGCAAUACGAGAAGGUGUUCCUAAUGGACCCCAG
This is a messenger RNA of Lemur catta (Ring-tailed lemur), 11173 nucleotides long. RefSeq names its product Fraser extracellular matrix complex subunit 1 (gene FRAS1). The transcript has 71 exons. Gene Ontology annotation, cellular component: membrane. Bases 136 to 11163 code for a protein of 3675 amino acids. The record is from RefSeq and is a predicted model, not a curated record. Gene Ontology annotation, biological process: cell communication. Gene Ontology annotation, molecular function: protein binding. NCBI's taxonomy places the organism in Eukaryota, Metazoa, Chordata, Mammalia, Primates, Lemuridae.